ACUGAUUAUAUCCUGGUUUCUAAUGUAGUUAAACCACAAAGCCAUCCGGGGGCACUGUAGACCAUAACAAAAACGAUUUUAUUUAGAUUACCAGGCCCCUCCUACCUUAAGAGCGUGAAAACGUCUUGUUGGGCUUUGACACAAAGGGACGCAGAAGCACAGAGAGAAGGCUGGAUUAUUAUCUGCAUUGUGGGAAUUAAAGAGGAAAAGGGACACAGUUUCGGGCAAUACUCGACAUCCAUUAUACUUAAUUGUUUCUAUGUUGGUUUCACGUCGGAUUGGAUCAUGUCUUCAAUUACCAGGAGUCCUGUGGUGGCAUACGUGUUAUUUGUGCUGCUGGAUUGUUACUGGGAAGCAGUGUCCGGGCAGCUCUCCUACUCCAUAUCAGAAGAGGUGAAUACGGGGACUUCUGUAGGAAAUGUAGCCAAGGAUCUAAACCUCAGUGUCGAUGAUCUGGAGUCUCGUAUGUUUCAGGUUGUUACCGGAUCAAAGAGAAAAAUCUUCGAGGUAAACCUAAAGACUGGUGUUCUCUUUGUCAAUGACAGAAUAGACAGAGAGGAGCUCUGUGCGAAGGCAACGAAAUGCACAGUGAGCGUAGAGGCUGUAAUAAAUGCUCCAUUGAAGCUUUAUCGUUUAGAAAUAAAUAUUCUAGAUGUGAAUGAUAAUUAUCCGUCAUUUAGCGCUAAUUCACAAAGUAUUGAAAUAGCCGAAAGCACACUACCGGGGACUAAAUUUCUUGUGCUAUCGGCCUAUGAUGCCGAUGUAGGGAAAAAUGGCAUCAGUACAUACAAGCUAAAUCAAAAUGACUAUUUUUCAUUAUCGCUGAACAAAGGAGAGAGUUUGUCUGCUGAGCUAGUCCUCCAGAAACCUUUAGACCGAGAGAAGCAGCCUGUAAUAAAACUCAUAUUGACUGCUGUAGACGGAGGGACACCUCCGAAAUCCGGAACAUCACAGAUAAUAAUACAUGUCUUAGACGUUAAUGACAACGUCCCAAUAUUUACAAAACUAUUGUAUAAAACAAGUAUUAAUGAAAAUGUACCACUCGGCACACCAGUAAUAACAGUAACCGCAACAGAUACAGAUGAAGGACCAAACGGGGAGAUUUCAUAUUCACUAAGCAGCAAAGAUCAGGAUCAUGUCUUGGAAAUAUUUCAAAUUGAUGAGAUCACAGGAUUAAUAACAGUUAAGGGAAAGAUUGACUUUGAAGAGCACCUGGCUUUUGAAAUCCGCGUGCAAGCUAGUGACAAAGGCUCUCCUCCAAUGGCAGCACAGUGCAAAGUACUAAUUGAGGUGGUGGAUUUAAAUGACAACACUCCAGAAAUAUUUGUAACAUCAUUAAUUAACAGUGUGAAAGAGGAUGCAAAAAUAGGCACUGCUGUUGCACUUGUGUCAGUACUGGACAGAGAUGGAGGCAAAAAUGGAGCAGUUCAUUGUAAUAUUAAAAAUGACAGCCCCUUUAAAUUGGAAACAAAUUACAAAAACUAUUACUCUUUGGUAGUAGAUGGACAGCUAGACAGAGAGAGUGCAUCACUUUAUAAUGUAACGAUCAUAGCUACAGAUGAUGGAAUCCCUGCUUUAACAAGCACAAGUGGUCUUACAGUUUAUAUUUCUGAUGUUAAUGACAACUCACCUAGUUUUUCAGACACAUUAGUUCAUAUAUAUUUAAAAGAGAACAGUCCUGUUGGAGCCAUUUUAAAAAGACUAUCUGCAGUUGAUGCUGACAUUGAUCAGAAUUCCCAGGUAAGAUACUCAAUUGUGGAAAGUAACAGUAACUCAUUGCCCUUAUCUACAAUGGUGAACAUUAACUCAGAGACUGGAGAUAUAGUCAGCCUGCAGUCUUUUAACUAUGAGGAGUUAAAAACGUUUCAGUUUAAAGUUCAGGCCACAGACUCUGGUGUUCCUCCGCUCAGCAGCAACGUGACUGUGAACGUGUUAAUCCUGGAUGAAAAUGACAAUAAUCCUACAAUUCUCGCGCCCUAUUCUGAGCAUGGCUCCGUUAACAGUGAGAGCAUCCCCUAUUCUGCUGAAGCGGGAUACUUUGUGGCAAAGAUCAGGGCUGUAGACGUAAAGUCUGAGUUCUGGUAA
Messenger RNA from Etheostoma cragini (Arkansas darter), 2085 nucleotides. RefSeq names its product protocadherin alpha-8-like. The coding region runs from base 286 to 2085 and encodes 599 amino acids. Gene Ontology annotation, molecular function: calcium ion binding. Gene Ontology annotation, cellular component: plasma membrane. The record is from RefSeq and is a predicted model, not a curated record. The transcript is spliced from 2 exons. NCBI's taxonomy places the organism in Eukaryota, Metazoa, Chordata, Actinopteri, Perciformes, Percidae. Gene Ontology annotation, biological process: homophilic cell-cell adhesion.